GCAAUAUGUAGCUGGCUGCCGGUAGCACUGUACCUACCUGUGCACACAUCUGCGGCGCGCUCCGAGUGGUAUUAUGAUUAACACAGGUUUUGAGACAGUAGAUGUACAGUGAACAGUUGAGUAGUGGUUUGAAUCGAUGACCUAUUGUCAUCUUCAUGUUCAAGAGACUAAUUUAUUAAUUGCCGGACAUUUUCUGCUAAGCCUACUGGUAAUUUAUAGUAGUUUGAACUCCAAGACCAAGUAUACCUGGACAGACAGGGAUCAUACUGAACAGAAGCGCGAUACCAGAGUUGCCAGGAAUAGCAAACUCAUUUAUACUUCGCAUCAAGUUGAUCAACAGGUCUGCCCAACAUAGCAAUUCAACUGAAAGCCAACCCCCAAUGUUCCAGUGAUUUGCAGGAUUCUACAUUUUACUCUUGUAUACAUGUUACCAUGUAGCAGCUUGUACUAUCGAUGAAGAGAUGACCUUUGACCUCCGAAAGGGGAACUUUAAUCGAGCAUAGAUGACUCAAUUUAUCAGCUUAGAGAGGAAAUCUGAAGAUUUGUAGACCGAACGACGACGUGACUGUUGUCAUUCUCUCAGACACCUUGUAGAGACUGUCAAAAUGGGAAAUGCCUUAAGAAAACUGUUCCGGUUAGGAGGAUCGACUGACACGAACUCGUCCAACGCAACACAGCCUAAACCAAAUAUAUCUUCAAACUUUCAGUCGAAACCGGAUCAGCCUCCUCCUGUUCCAUGGAGGCCCCCAGAAAUGAGUUACAUUGCACUGUACGCAUUCCAGGGAAGGAACGAUGGUGACUUGUCUUUCGAGAAAGGAGAAGUGCUCAAAGUAUUCGACCAGUCUGGUGAUUGGUGGGUAGCAUCCUCAACCAGAACGAAUGUCCAGGGUUACAUCCCAUGCAACUAUGUCGCACCUGUCAACUCCUUAGAGGUAGAAGAAUGGUUCUUUGGUUCGUGUACGCGGAGUGAGGCCAUCAUGAGACUACAGGCUGAUAAUCUACCCAAGGGAACCUUCCUUGUCAGAGAAAGUGAAACGAGACCAGGUACGUACGCACUCACAGUGAGGGAAACAGACCACGGUCACCCACCGACAAUCAAGAACUACAGGGUAGACAAGACCAAAGACGGGAGCGAACUCUUCUUCAUUAAUCCACAGAGGAAAUUCAACACCGUCAUAGAUGUGGUCAAAUUUCAUACCAGUCAACCAGGCGGUCUAUGCUCCAAGCUUCUUAAACCCUGCCCCAAACAGACCCCCAACACACGCACCCUCGGACACGCGGUAUGGGAGCUACCUCGGUCCUCUCUCAAACUCCUGGACAAGCUGGGCCAGGGGCAGUUUGGAGCAGUAUGGAAAGGUAUCUACGAUGGCAAGGUAGAGGUUGCCGUGAAGACGUUAAGGGCAGGAACAAUGUCACCAGAAGCAUUCUUAGCUGAAGCAAACUUGAUGAAGGAGCUUAAACACGUCAAGCUAGUCAACCUGUAUGGAAUCUGCUCGGACGAGGAGCCCAUCUACAUCAUUACAGAGUUAAUGGUCAAUGGUAGCUUACUUGGAUACCUGAGGGAAGGAGGUGGGCAGUAUCUUGGAUUGAGGGAGCUUGUAGAUAUCGCAGCACAGAUUGCCAGAGGGAUGAACUACCUGGAGUCAAAGGGUUAUGUCCACAGAGACUUGGCCGCCAGGAACGUGCUGAUUGGCCAUAACAACGAGGCUAAGGUAGCCGACUUUGGAUUGGCUAAGCUGGUUCAAGAUGACAACUAUGUGGCUAGAAAAGGGGCUAAAUUCCCAGUCAAAUGGACAGCUCCGGAGGCUGCCCUCUAUGGGACGUUUAGUAUAAAGUCUGAUGUUUGGUCGUUCGGUAUUCUCCUGUCAGAGAUUGCUACUAAGGGAAAGACUCCUUAUCCAGGCAUGGACAACCAGACAGCCUUGAAGGAAGUGAAGAGCGGUUACCGCAUGCCCAAGCCAAUGUACUGUCCGGACUCUCUCUAUGACAUCAUGACGAAGUGUUGGAACGAAAGGCCUCAGCAGAGACCCACCUUUGAGACUCUCUACAAUUUCCUUGAUGACUACUUUGUGGCAACGGAACCGGAGUACCACGAUCCUGAGGGAUUUUAGUUGUGACUUUGGAUGGUACUUCUCUGUUGCAAUAGCUAGGAAAAGAUAUCUCUGUAUGCAUAUACUCUUGGAUAGGGACCUUGAAAGAACUAGGAGGCGUGAUAGCACAUUCGGUAGAGCAGUGGUCUCGUAAUCCGGUGACCCGGGUUCGAAACCAAGGCGAUGCGCUAGUGCCCUUUGGUAAGGCAUUAAUCCUCAUCACCAGGUCCCUAAAGGACCUAAAGUCGUUGGCCGUCUGGUUGCUUACUUACAGGCAUUUAUGCUUUCUUAGCAGUCAGGUAAAAUAACAACCACCACCACCAACUAUCCUUCUUGAUGUCUUUGAAGCAGCAACAAGAGAUCUUCUACAACAUCUUGGAAUCUAGUUUGUCUCAAUGGAGCAUAGUACUAUUAUCCAGAAGGCCUUUACAUGUACAUAGUUCGUGACUGAUGUGUGAUUUACUUGUAUGAGUCCAUUGCAAAUGCAAUAUGAAACUUCCUGCCAUAGGAAAAUGAUUUCAUGAAGAGCUUGAGAGGCAGACCUUCCAAACUGUCUUCCUUCAGGACCUCAAUAUAUGUGUGUGGCACCAGGGGGGGUGUUUCACAAAGCCUUUUUUCAA
Molecule: messenger RNA, 2710 nt
Organism: Strongylocentrotus purpuratus (purple sea urchin)
Lineage: Eukaryota; Metazoa; Echinodermata; Echinoidea; Camarodonta; Strongylocentrotidae
Gene: SFK5
Product: src family kinase 5
Biological process (GO): cell surface receptor protein tyrosine kinase signaling pathway; protein phosphorylation; innate immune response
Cellular component (GO): extrinsic component of cytoplasmic side of plasma membrane
Molecular function (GO): non-membrane spanning protein tyrosine kinase activity; ATP binding; signaling receptor binding
Source: RefSeq, marked validated